AUGGGCAUCAUUCGCAAAACCCUGGUCGCGGGCACAGUGACCGCCGCAGCUACCCUGGGCUACAUCGGCGCCGCCACCACCCUCACCAGGCCGCUCCCCGUCAACGACAGCGUCUUCAGCUCAAAGCUCUACAAGAAGCUCAACAUCCACCGAAACCCGCCGACCCAGGACGUCGUGACGAAGCGCGUGCCCCUCGACAAGAUCCGCCCAGAAUUGUUGGAGAAAGAAGGCGACAUCGUAUUGGAGUUUUGCCGCGGUGUUUGGACUAGCCCUGCCUACGAAAUCCAGCGUCGAUACCUAGCGCGCAAGUACCACAACGAAUCCACCUCGACCGACCAAGACCUCUGGUCCAAGGAGCAGCUGUCGGCGUCGACGUACGAGCCGGGCACCAUCAUAACGGACCACUUCCAGGUGCUGGAGAAGACGCCGACGUCCAUCACGGUGCGGUGCGGCGACUCGCCGCGCAACCAGGGCCCGCGCGACUCGGACGGCCUCUUCAUCUUCUCGGCCGUCGUGGACAGGGAGCGCGGCGAGGUCGAGCUGGGGCUCAAGAGCACCCUGUUCCCCAGCUCGAGGAAGCUGGAGGGCGACGAGGCCAAGCCGCCCCUGCCGCCGUGGAUAGAGGACCUGCAUACGUGGUACGCGAGGUUUUGGAUGAUUUCUGGGUAUCGCAGGUUGCUGAGGUAG
Molecule: messenger RNA, 687 nt
Organism: Pyricularia pennisetigena
Lineage: Eukaryota; Fungi; Ascomycota; Sordariomycetes; Magnaporthales; Pyriculariaceae
Exons: 2
Coding region: 1-687 (228 amino acids)
Source: RefSeq, a predicted model, not a curated record